AUGGAUCCCAACUGUUCCUGUGCUACUGGUGGCUCCUGCAAAUACAAAGACUGCAAAUACACCUCCUACAAGAAGAGCUGCGGCUCCUGCUGCCCCAUGGACUAUGCCAAGUGCACCCAGGGCUGCAUCUACAAAGGAACAUCAGACCAGUGCAGCUGCUGCAAUGGGAACUAUGUGAGUAAGGACCACAAGCAAGAGGAGGAGGAAAUGCUAGCCAAAGAAAAUGACACUUAUGUCACGCUGAUGCUAAGCCUUAUGUGGGUAUAA
Myotis daubentonii (Daubenton's bat) is the source of this 267-nucleotide messenger RNA. RefSeq names its product metallothionein-2A-like. Lineage: Eukaryota; Metazoa; Chordata; Mammalia; Chiroptera; Vespertilionidae. Gene Ontology annotation, molecular function: metal ion binding. Gene Ontology annotation, cellular component: cytoplasm; nucleus. Gene Ontology annotation, biological process: intracellular zinc ion homeostasis; detoxification of copper ion; cellular response to cadmium ion. The record is from RefSeq and is a predicted model, not a curated record.